This is a messenger RNA of Cloeon dipterum, 4279 nucleotides long. It is a transcript of the gene Gli, whose product is annotated as carboxyl ester lipase-like protein Gli. Lineage: Eukaryota; Metazoa; Arthropoda; Insecta; Ephemeroptera; Baetidae. Gene Ontology annotation, cellular component: plasma membrane; septate junction; tricellular tight junction. The record is from RefSeq and is a predicted model, not a curated record. Bases 327 to 2990 code for a protein of 887 amino acids. The transcript is spliced from 13 exons.
AGCGUCGCGUCGGGAGCGUCACCUGUCGAGAGAUCUGCGUCGAUCGCAUCCCCCUGGAUUCUAGUGCGGAGGGUGCAAAAGACGGAGUUGCCGGUGUCGCAGUCUCCGAAAUUGGAUGACACGGGCAGCGUGAGUCACCCACUCGUGCAGCAGCAGCAGCGCCGCAGGAGGCGAGGGGCAUUGGCCUUGCUUGGCGUUUUCAAAAGCUCAGCAGCUAUCGAGUUCGCUUGCUUGCUUGCUUUCGGUUAGUCGUGCAUGAAGAAAAGGGUGUGGUGGUCAGCUUUUCGCGCCGGACACUAGCUGCUGGCCGCACGGCCCGCCGAGAGAUGCUCAGCACCGUCGUGUCCGUGCUACUGGUGCUUCUGGGGCUGCAGGGGUGGCUCGGCGCGGCCCAGGAGGGCGCUCGCCUCCCCUGGGACCAGACCAGAAGUCCACUCGACCAGCAACAGCAGAGGGAACAAUAUGAGAAUAACAGACGGUUUGGCGAGUACGUGGACAACAACCAGCAGCGCAACUGGGGCUACCCUGACCGCGGCUACGGCCACCAGCAACCGGGAGGCGUCGGCUUUGAUGGUCACUACUUCAACACGCGGCUGCGGGGCGGCGUUGGCGCCGGAGGCGUCGGGGGCAACUUCUACGGCAAUCGGUACGACGACCCGCAACACCCGACACCCUUCCCGCAGCCGGGCAUCCUGGCAGGGUGGCGGCCCGACCUGCAGGGUCGUCAGCGACCCGACUCGAUCAAUUUGAUCAACGACCGCGACGUCUACGUCAGCACGCCGUUCGGCCAGAUCCAGGGCUUCAAGGUGCACCUCUACGACAACCCCAAUCCGCUGUCCUACUACCGGCCGGGACAGUCGCCCGUCGACCGCAUCCAGGGCAACUGCAGCGUCUUCCUCGGCAUUCCUUACGCCCAGCCGCCUGUCAGGGAAGGCCGAUUCAAGCCACCAAGGGCUCACAAGGGCUGGCAGCUUCUGCAAGCCGUUGAUUUUGGUCCAGCCUGUCCUCAGCCUCUAAAUAAUAUCGGUGCAACGAAGGGAAUACGAGACGUUGAUGAGGACUGCCUCUACCUGAAUGUUUACUCACCACAUACCCAGUCAGGCCUCGCACAACCUUUUCCUGUGAUGGUCUACAUCCACGGUGGUGAUUACCAGAAGGGAGCCUCAAACCUGUUCCCAGCACAUGUACUGGCGUCGUUUUAUGACGUGGUCGUCGUCACCAUCAAUUACCGUCUCGGCGCCUUGGGUUUUUUGAGCACGGGAGAUGAAAAUUCGCCAGGAAAUUACGGAGUACUCGAUCAAGCAAUGGCUUUGCGCUGGGUGCACGAGAACAUUGAGUUUUUCAACGGAGACAGAAAUCUGAUCACGCUGUUUGGGCCUGGAGCGGGCGCUGCUUCCGCCGGGCUGCUCAUGGUGGCGCCGAGAACCAGACAACUCGUGUCGAGGGUCAUUGCCCAGAGUGGAUCCGCUUUGGCUGACUGGGCAAUAAUUGAGGACGUGUACCGCGUUCAAAACACAAGCCGCGUGUUCUCCCGUCUUCUCGGCUGCAACAUCGACUCAUCUUGGAACAUCGUCAGCUGCCUCAAGCAACGCCAUUUCCACGAGCUGGGAAAUGCAGAGUUUCCGCCUGAUGUUGGCACCUUCCCUUGGGCACCUGUGCUGGACAAAGGCUUCAAAGUGGCCGAAGACAGCUGGUUUGACGGCUGGAAGGAGAAGGACUGGCGCAUGUUCCAGGAAAUGCCUGAGAAGUCGAUUAAAAAGGGUGACUUCAACCAUGGACUCUCUUACCUGAGCGGCAUCACACAUGAUGAAGCUGCCUUUUUCAUCCACAACAAUGAAAGUCUGGCACCAGACUAUGAGGUUGAUGAAAAAUUCUUCGACCAGAAGAUCAGGGAGUUUGUCUUCAAAUACAACUACACGCUGAAUCCAGAGGGCGUUUACGACGCAAUUAAAUACAUGUACACCUACUGGCCCGAUCCACACAAUGUUACGCACAUCCGCGAGCAGUAUAUCAACUUUCUCUCUGACUUUUUCUACCGGGCGCCGAGUGACAAGAUGGCCAAACUGCUUGUCGAGAAGAACAUUCCAGUGUUCCUGUACCACCUGAACACGUCCGUUGAGGCCCUGAGGGCGCCUUACUGGCGCAGGGUGCCCCACGACACGGAAUAUUUCUUCCUCACUGGAGCACCUUUCAUGGACCACGAAUUCUUUCCCUUGAAGUUGAGACUGGAGAAUGUAAGGUGGACCGACAGUGACAGGAACAUGAGCCACUUCUUCAUGAAGGCCUACUCGUUCUUCGCACGAUACGGUCAUCCUUCGCACGAGCAAAUUCUUGGUUUGCACUUCCAGCCUGCACAGACUGGUCGGCUCUACUAUCUCAAUCUCAACACGACCUACAACUCCAGCAUCAUGGUCAACUACAAUCAAAAAGAGUGUGCCUUUUGGUCCAAUUAUUUACCCAGCGUGAUUGGAAUUCUGGUGCCAACCUAUCCUCCCACCACUGAGUUUUGGUGGGAACCAAACCAGCCGAUUCAGGUUGCAUUUUGGAGCAUCACGUCGAUUUGCGUGCUGCUGCUCGUCAUCAUAUUCAUAUGCUGCGUGCUUUGGAGAAAAGCAAUAAGGGAUAACUCGGACCUGUACAGCAGCCGCGUGCUGAUCGACCGCGACAACGAGAGCCAUCUGGACACGUACGAGUUCAGCUCGCUGCCGCUGGAGAAGCCGCAGGCGGCCCCGGCGGCCCCGCGGCCGGCGCUUGCCGUGCAGUCGCACCCGAUGCCCCAGCCGCGGGGCAACCACGGCCCCACGAAGGCGAUGAGCACGCCGUCCCUGCGCAGUGGCGGCAGCAACUCGUCCCUCAGGGGCGACGCCUCCUCGCUCAGGGACGAGUACACCACCUCGUCCAGCAGACCUAGUCUCAACCCGCACAACACCAGGUACCCCAAGUCCCAGAAACAGAUGCUGCACGACCUCGUGCCGCAAACGCAAGUGUAGUAAGACUAUUUUAAAAUGUAGCAGGGUUCCUCGUGUGCAAAGCCUCCGCGGUGUUUGUUAAAUAAUAAAGGAACUGCGGGGUCCGGAGGUUUUGGUGCACAAGUGAGGGUGUUGAGUCAAAAUUUGAAACCGUCCAUUAGAUUUUUAAGAUGCGCAGGAUAUAGUUUAAGGACUCGGAGAACAGAAUUGAAAGAUUUGUUUGGUCUAAAGCGAGGAGAAAAUUCUAUUUAAUGGUGAAAAUUAAAUAAAGGAAGCUGAAGAUUACACGUUAAAUUGUAAUUGGAAAUAAGAAAAAAUUGAGUUACGUUUUUCUGUUUUAUGAUUUUUUUUAAAUUUAGUCCAGCAACGUGCAGUUAAAAGAUUUAUUACAUAAACAAUUAAGAAUUCUAAUUUUUGGAAAAAAAAAUCGAAAGUUUCAAUGCUUGACAUUGGCUCUUCUCGUCAACAUCUAAAACAAAAACCCAAAAAUAUUAAAGAAUAUGAUUUUAUUUUCAAAAAUUUAAAUAAAUUUGUUUUAAUUAAAUACUAAUUGAUCUUUCUUGUUUUCCCUCAUAAUUAUAUUAAUUUAUGUUUCUUGCAGUGGAAAUUUUUGGCUUUAAUCUAUACAUUUCUGGAAUUCUUUAAAACUUAAUCAAAGUCCUCUUAGUUAGUUUGAAACAUUUGUGUAAAUUUUAAACUGUUUGCUUCACUAGCUGUUUAUUACAUAAAUAUUAUUUGUUGAAUUUUCAAAUUGCAAUUAGGCCAAACAAAAAAUAUAUUUUUGAGUUUUAAGAGUCCUAGUGUUUAAAAUUAAGGAAAACAAUGGACAGUGUGCAAGUGCUCAAAAGUCCACGUGCAAUGAUCUUCAGUUACACUGCCUUUGAAACGAGUUCAUCAUCAUUUAAUUGUUGGUGCAGUUUGCAGAUAACGUGUUCGUGUUACUGCCAAUCUGCAAAUCAAAAUUAAGAAAAUGUGUUACUUAUUUUUCACCUGUUAAAUUGCAGUAGAUUUUCAACAACUUUAUCAGUAUUAAUGUGUAUCAAUAGCAGUUUAAUUGCCUGUUAACAUGACAUAAUAGACCGUGUGGUUACAGUUUAUUUGACAAUAAUAGGGUAAAUAUCCUAGAUUCAGCAAUAUGAUAGAUUAAUUAUUUGCAGAAAUAGAGAGUGAUUGCUUUGUGAGGAAUUGUAUGUUAAUUUUAUAUCUACGCAGAGAGGUUUACGUAUAAUGUAUACGUUUUUGUACUGCAAUAAUACUUCUUGUAAAAAAAUCUUUUCUACAAAAUCAAAUAAAUAAUGCUUUGAAAGCGA